Molecule: messenger RNA, 945 nt
Organism: Cordyceps fumosorosea ARSEF 2679
Lineage: Eukaryota; Fungi; Ascomycota; Sordariomycetes; Hypocreales; Cordycipitaceae
Exons: 3
Coding region: 1-945 (314 amino acids)
Source: RefSeq, a predicted model, not a curated record
AUGAUUUUCCCAAAGCUCGCACUCGUAGCCACUGUGCUCGUUUCCGGCAUCGCGGCCUCGCCCUACCAUACAAAGUCUGUUGACAAACGAGGCCAGAAUGUCAUCAUCGGGUACAGAACUGUUGCAAAGGAACAAGCACAAGAUUACAUGGCCAAGAAGACGCUCACAUUGACGAGACCUGCUAAUGGCCAACAAAUCGGCGACGGCGUUUACACGUCUCCCGAGCCUGGCGAGUGGCCUAUUCACGGCUCUAACCCUUGGUACUGCGCCAUCUUCGCCGAUGCGGAGGCUCUCGCUAGCACAGCCAAGGUGUGGGUGCCGAGGGAGACUUGGUGGAAGAGUUCAGCCAUUGACGGCUUCAUCUCAGGCCAAGGCUUGAACCCCGCAAAGACAAUGCGCAUGGCAUUAGUUUACAAUGAAGAGCACCUUCAGCAGAUGUUGAUCCCCAAAGCGCUGCUCAACAGUGAAGGCGGUGGCCUGGGCAUCUCGGUGCUGUGCAAGGAGAAGCUGGAGGAGCUACCCAGGGCGCGAGUCGACUAUGAGAGCCGAGAAUGGAAGAACGCCAAGGGCGAGGUGCAGAAGCCUGUCAAGGCUGCUGAAGAAGGGGCUGUUGAAGAGGGUGCUGCUGAGGAAGGUGCUGCCGAAGGAGCUGUCGAAGAAGGAGCUGCUGUUGAAGAAGGUGUCGCCGGAAAUGCGAUUGGCGACGCCGACCUCCAGGCCGCGCUCAAGGCAGGCGAGGUUGGCGAGUACAGGUUCUAUGCGGCUGCUCUCGAAGGUGCCGGGGCGGCCGCGACUGCCGCCGAGGAAGAAGCUGUGAUUGCUGGAGCCGACGCCACGGCUGUCGAAGUAGCUGCCGAGGAAGCGGCAGCAGAUCUCGCGCUUGCUGAGGCUGGUGAAUCCGCCAUCACUGGGGUGGUGCUGCUCGAGGAGAUUCUCAUUGUUUAG